Molecule: messenger RNA, 6296 nt
Organism: Fundulus heteroclitus (mummichog)
Lineage: Eukaryota; Metazoa; Chordata; Actinopteri; Cyprinodontiformes; Fundulidae
Gene: dgkh
Product: diacylglycerol kinase, eta
Exons: 30
Coding region: 208-3945 (1245 amino acids)
Biological process (GO): diacylglycerol metabolic process; lipid phosphorylation; intracellular signal transduction
Molecular function (GO): protein binding; ATP-dependent diacylglycerol kinase activity
Source: RefSeq, a predicted model, not a curated record
ACCGAGCCGACAGGGAGGGGGAGAGACGGGGAGAGAGAGAGAGAAGAGAGCGGUGGGAGGACACGGACACGGGGCUCCACGUCCAGCUUCUCCUCCUCGGUGCGCACACGGGGGCGGCGAAGCAGGUUGCUGAAUUCCUCCACCUUUUCCCCUUGUUUUGGUUUCUUCUCUCUUCCCCGGAGCGUCCGCAGACCGAAGUAAGGGACUAUGGAGGAUGUGUACCCCUACAGCCGCAGCCCUGUCUGGGAGGAACUGGAGCCGGAGAAAGGGGACGUGUCGUCCGCCGCGGGGGUCCAUGCCCAUGUGGUGGGCGCUGCCGCCGGCGCCGGGGCGGUGGACGAGUCCUCCGACAGCGACGCGGAGCAGGAAGGCCCCCAGAAGCUGAUCCGGAAAGUGUCCACCUCCGGACAGAUCAGGAGCAAGACGAGCAUAAAGGAGGGAUUGCUGCUGAAACAGACGAGCUCCUUCCAGAGGUGGAAGAAGCGCUACUUCAAACUGAGAGGCCGAACUCUCUACUACGCCAAAGAUGCCAAGUCCCUUAUCUUUGAUGAGGUGGACCUAUCAGAUGCCAGUGUUGCAGAGUCCAGCACAAAGAAUGUCAACAACAGCUUCACAGUGAUCACCCCGUUCCGUAGGCUUAUCCUCUGUGCCGAGAACAGAAAAGAGAUGGAGGACUGGAUCAGUUCGCUCAAGUCCGUCCAGUCCAGAGAGCAUUACGAGACGGCACAGUUUAAUGUGGAACAUUUCUCAGGGAUGCACAACUGGUACGCCUGCUCCCACGCACGGCCCACCUUCUGCAACGUCUGUAAAGAUAGCUUGUCUGGGGUCACUUCUCAUGGCCUCUCCUGUGAAGUGUGCAAAUUCAAAGCCCACAAACGCUGUGCUGUAAGAGCCACUAACAACUGUAAAUGGACGACCUUGGCCUCUAUAGGGAAGGAUAUAAUUGAAGAUGAGGAUGGGAUUGCCAUGCCUCAUCAGUGGUUGGAAGGCAACCUGCCGGUCAGUGCCAAAUGUGCCGUGUGUGAUAAGACAUGUGGCAGCGUGCUAAGGCUGCAGGACUGGCGCUGCCUCUGGUGCAAAGCAAUGGUGCACACAGCCUGCAUGGACCUGUACCCUCGCAAGUGUCCUCUCGGUCAAUGCAAAGUCUCCAUCAUUCCCCCCACGGCGCUCAACAGCAUCGAUUCCGAUGGAUUCUGGAAGGCCACCUGUCCCCCGUCAUGUGCCAGUCCCCUCCUGGUCUUCGUCAACUCCAAAAGCGGCGACAACCAGGGCGUGAAAUUCCUGCGGCGCUUCAAGCAGCUUCUCAACCCGGCCCAAGUCUUCGACCUGGUCAACGGGGGUCCGCACCUCGGCUUGCGCCUGUUUCAGAAGUUUGAUAACUUUCGGAUCCUGGUGUGUGGAGGGGAUGGUAGCGUGGGCUGGGUCCUAUCAGAGAUCGACAAACUCAAUCUACACAAACAGUGCCAGCUGGGGGUGCUGCCCCUUGGGACUGGCAACGAUCUAGCCCGGGUGCUGGGCUGGGGCCCUUCGUGCGACGACGACACCCAGCUGCCCCAGAUCCUGGAAAAACUAGAGCGGGCCAGCACCAAGAUGCUGGACCGUUGGAGCAUCAUGACCUAUGAGAUUAAAAUCCCACCCAAACACAGCUGCCCCACCACGCCCGAGGGAGCCGACGACUGCCAGCAGUUUCACAUUUCAGCCUAUGAAGACUCAGUGGCCACUCACCUCACAAAGAUCCUCAACUCAGAUCAGCACUCUGUGGUCAUCUCCUCUGCCAAGGUCCUGUGCGAAACUGUGAAGGAUUUUAUUGCCAAAGUGGGGAAAGCGUAUGAAAAAAGCACAGAGAACGUUGUGGAGUGCGACUCUAUGUCUCUCAAAUGUGCCAUCCUGAACGAGAAGCUGGACUCCCUCCUGCAGACCCUUAAUGCAGAAUGCCAGUCUCUGCCUCCCCUUCCCCACUGCACCCCUCCGAUUGUCGAAGAAGAACAAGAGGAGGAUGAAGAGGAGGAGGAAGAGGAGGCCAGCGAGGAGAGCCUGACGGAGGCCAAAGGGAAGCUGGAGGAGGAGGAGACGGAGAAAGGAGGGAGAAGAGGAGGAGGGUCCCCGCGGCAGCUGUUUAAAAGCAGGGAGCAGCUGAUGCUCAGAGCCAACAGUCUGAAGAAAGCAGUGCGGCAGAUCAUAGAGCAGGCUGUGAGAGUGGUGGAUGAGCAGAACACGGAUGACACAGAGCUUCCAUCUCCCCUGGAGUUCAGGAAAGACAGCGAGGACGAGAACAGGGACAGCGAGAAAGACGAAGACACCAAGGAACUGGAAGCAGUGUCAUCCGCAAAGAGUCCCUGUUCUCCAACGGAGAGGAGGGUGAGCCGCAGCACGCAGUCUUAUGGGCCCUUCACCAUCACCCCCUUCACUACCAGCAAGGAGAACCUCCCCGUGCUCAACACACGCAUCAUCUGCCCCGGGUUGCGAGCAGGGCUGGCCGCCUCUAUCGCCGGCAGCUCCAUCAUUAGCAAGAUGCUCCUGGCUAACAUCGACCCAUUCGGUGCAACACCCUUCAUCGACCCAGACCUCGACUCGCUAGAGGGCUACAUGGAGAAGUGUGUCAUGAACAACUACUUUGGCAUCGGCCUGGAUGCCAAGAUCUCGCUGGAGUUCAACAACAAGAGAGAGGAGCAUCCAGAGAAAUGCAGGAGUCGUACGAAGAACAUGAUGUGGUACGGUGUUUUGGGCACUAAAGAGCUGCUGCAAAGAACCUAUAAGAACCUGGAGCAAAAAGUCCAGCUAGAGUGCGACGGCCAGUACAUCCCCCUGCCCAGCCUUCAGGGCAUCGCUGUGUUGAACAUUCCCAGCUAUGCAGGCGGAACCAACUUCUGGGGCGGCACCAAAGAGGAUGAUAUCUUCUGUGCUCCAUCAUUUGAUGAUAAGAUCCUGGAGGUCGUGGCCGUGUUUGGGAGCAUGCAGAUGGCUGUAUCCAGAGUCAUCAAGCUCCAGCAUCACCGCAUAGCCCAGUGCCGAACAGUGAAGAUCACCAUCCUGGGGGAUGAAGGUGUUCCCAUUCAGGUGGACGGGGAGGCCUGGAUCCAGCCGCCAGGAGUUAUCAAGAUCCAGCACAAGAACAGAGCACAGAUGCUCACAAGAGACAGGGCGUUUGAGAACACACUGAAGUCAUGGGAGGACAAGCUGAAGUAUGAUAAGCCUCCCUUACGGCCUCACCUCUACCCUCAGCAGUCUGUGGAUCUGGCCACCGAGGAGGAGAACGCCCUGAUGCAGAUGUGUGCCCGGGCUGCUGAAGAGCUCAUCACAAGGAUAUGUGAAGCCGCAAAAACCAACGGGCUUUUAGAGCAGGAGCUGGCUCAUGCUGUUAACGCCGCAUCUCAUGCCAUCAACAAAAUGCAUCCAAAAUUCCCAGAGAGCCUGACGAGGAACACUGCAAUCGAGGUGGCGAGCACCGUCAAGGCGCUCUACAAUGAGACCGAGUCUCUUCUGUUGGGACGAGUCUCUCUGCAACUGGACCCACCAGAGGAGGAGCAGCUGUCCAGUGCUUUGCAGAGCCUGGAUGUUGAACUGGGCAAAGUGGGGGACAUCCCCUGGCUCUAUCACAUCCUGCAGCCCAACGACGAGGAGGACCACUCUCUGGGUUACGGCAAGAGGAACAGUCGCAGCAGCGUGUUUCGCAUAGUGCCCAAGUUCAAGAAGGAGAAGGCCGCCAAGAAGACGAGCCCUCAGUCAGUGGAGAGAUGGGGCACAGAGGAGGUGGGCGUUUGGCUGGAACAGCUGAGUCUGGGGGAGUACAGAGACACCUUCAUACGACACGACAUCCGAGGCUCAGAGCUGCUGCACCUGGAGAGGAGGGACCUAAAGGAUCUGGGGAUAUCGAAAGUGGGUCAUAUGAAGAGAAUUCUCCAGGGAACUAAGGAGCUGGCCAAGACCUCCAUGGUUGACCUCUAACCUGGGAGCAAAAACUGCCAGGGAGGGGAAAAACACAAUUCCCCUAAAAUGACCCGCUUUGGGAGCACCACAGGCUGAGAGUGAGGAGACAGGUAUUCAAGGAGAGCUGGCUUUAAGCACUCCGCUGUGAAAGCCUUUGUGACGGUGUGGACAGGACAAGGACGUGUGUGUGUAAGUGUGUCGGUGCCAAGAAAGCUGAGAAAUGUUUCAAAAGGAAGUCAUGAAUCUUCAUAACAACGAAAGCCAUUUCCAAGUUAAUAACCACUCAUAGCACACUAUCAGGUAUCCAAGAAACCGUACUAAUGACUAGUUGUCUGGGCUGUGAUAAACUAGUAGCAUAACUAAGACUUCCAUGAGGUUGGGGUUCAGUGUUAGCUGGAUUUGAGCGUGAGCUGCAGACGCAGCAGAGCAUCAAAGCUACCGGCAGGCUGGUGCAGAAACAGAAAGCAAACAUCUCCAUCCGCUCUAGGUGUCCUGUGGGACGCUGUAGCAUGCUACGCUUGCUAAUCCUUAAAUAUCUUUAACUGCAUGAUUAGUGUCUCGGUUUUCAGUGUGCAAGAUAACACUUGAAGAAGUUUUACAUGACGUGUUAAGUAUUAUGAUGCCAUUUGUUACUACUGAAACCAACAUUAUUGGUCUAAGAUGGUGUUUUUUUUCCUCUCACUCCAUUUAAUUUAUUUUGCUUGCAUGACGAUAAUACUUUAUAAAGAUUUCUGUCAAGUGCCAUACUUUCAGUCAUUUGUUGUAAAAGAUGCGUUAUCAGUGGUCAUUAUAAGAAGACAAUGAUGAGGUAGGAAUUUGUGGGGUUGUCGUCUGCGGAUGUGAAAACAGAACCAAAGUGAAUGUUGACGAAAGCAUAAUCACCUGAGGAUUCUGCUCCAAGGACCUGCAGGGUCCUACGUCUUACUUGGGUCCAGGGUGGGACUCGCAGGAUCUAGUUCCAGACAGUUCCUCACUGUUGGUCAGGUGCCAACCGCAUUUAUGAUAGGGUUGCUCAGUUUUUGUUUCUUUUUUAGGAUUUCCUAAAAGGCACUUUUCACAUCUUGCUUUAUGCGAGUGCAAAUCCUCAUGUCAUUACGUAGAAUUUUUAAAAGAAAUCACCUCAACUUUGUAUCUUUUGGCAAUUUAACAAUAAUGCAAAUAGCAGUUAGAUACCAGUUUGGAAUAAGUAAUGAAGCAGUUGAUCUGCAGCCUGCAGCCCGUUUGCUCAAGUGCAGCUUCUCUUCUUCUAUUUACACGUCGAUAGCGACUUUUACCUGUUAGUUUCUUUAAGAUUGAUGGCAUUACAGGGUAUAUUUCUAGAUGUGAUGCUAAGUUUGUACGUACUUAUGCACUGUACAUACAGUAAACAAGUGGAUGCAAACGAUGUUUGUACGUGUUGUAGCCUUAUGCAUUUUGUAGUUUGCAGACUUGGCAUGCAUUGUGAGAAGCUCCCCUUUUGGACAGAGUGUAAAACGUUUUAACAGUUGUGCAUUGCUGAUUUUGUUCUAAUCUCUUGGACGUGUUAACAUUGUUGUGUUCUAAUGACGGUGCAAUAUCUGAUCUCUUGUUUUGUUUCUGUCUCUUAAGCUUUGCAAAGUGAUCUUUAUUUGUGGGUAAAAGCACCUAAAACGGGUGUUUUAUUUAUUUAUUUUUUUCGGAGAUUCUGCUUGUCUGUGAGAAUUUUUUUUUUUUUUAAGUUAGGUCCCACGGCCGUUUCUUACACGCUCCAGAUUUCUUCCAGUGGUUGAUUUAUUUGUGGAUUCGCUCCUCUGUGCUUCCAAGAUGAUACUCUAAUAAGACUGCCUGUGAAUGGAUAGACUGGGCAAACAUGACUGUUGUGUUAUUACGUAUCAUAAGGUUUUUCCUGUGCAUCUGGGUGCGGAGACUAAAACAGUGACAGUUUGUAGCCUGUCAUGCAAACAGUUGUAUUCGUUCACUUGCGACGCAAUCCUAGUUUUUUUUUUUGGCUUUUCCUUACAAACCGAACACAUAUAAUACAUAUUAUGACACGUUAUUAGCCAAAGCUGAGAGAGAGUAUGAAACCUGUUACUUCAGUGCAGACUACAAUAACCGAAGUAAUUCAGGAAUAACACGAAAUAUCAUUGAAAUUAUUAAAAUUCACUCGCUCCUUCAUUUUAGGCCAAAAACACACCUUUAAAGAAGACAAUAAAACUUUUUCACUUCUUUCUACAACACUUGACAUUUAGUCCCUGAGGACACUGAAUGAUAGCUGUUCCAGGUGUUAUUUUGGGAGAAGGAAGUCGGAGACCCAAGAAAAGCUUCCCAAUGCUGACCAAUGCAGCGCUCUGCAGGCUUUUCUGUAGACGAUGCACUUACAGUGAUUAACAAAGCAAUUCUGUCACAUUGCA